AUGUCUAGCUCUUUAGAGGAACGUUUGCGGGCAAAUUCGAACGCUUUUGAGGGACUGCUUGCGCUGAUUCCAGCUAAAUACUACUACGAUGAGGAUACGCAAGAGCAAUGGAAGGCCAAAAAGAAGAGCAAGUCGCAGGCCAAAGAUGAUAAGCAGAAGAAACUGGACCCUGACCAAAUGGACCAGGGGAAUAUGAGUACUUUAGAGGUGAUGAAGCAGAGGGAGAGCAUUUCGAAGCCUGUGGUGCUGCCCGGUGAGAAGCUCAAUCUGCUCAAGAGGCAGGAGCAGAAAAUAAGAGGAGAGGAAGUGGAGGAACCUUCACAGGAGGAACACGAUGAAGAGCCUGUGGAAGAAGAAGAAAAAGAGGACGAAACUGUCGAUAUGGAGCAGGAUGCACAGUUGAGUGUUUUCUUUGAUGAUGAAGGUAAUGAAGUUGCGAACUCUGACGACAAAGUGCCAGCUGAAGGGCAGGGGGACAAGACGCUUGAGAAGCAGGAAAAGAGAAAGAAUAUAGAUGCGCUGAGAUCAAAACUGCAGGCCAAGAUCCAGGACCUGAAGGAAAAGAGGAAGGCUCCUGGUUCAAGAGUCAAGGGUGCACCGAGUUCGCGAGAGGCUAUCCUAGCUGAGAGGAAGCGUAAAAUAGAAAUGAAAAAAGCACUUCAACCACAAAAGGCUGAAGCCAACGAGAGUGACAACAGUGAUUCCGACAUAGAUGAUGGAAGUGAUAAUGAAAAUUCAGACCAACAGAGAAAGAAAAGGAAGCUUUCAAAAGAUGAAGAUGAAGAUUUAGCAGCAGGUGUCAUGUUCCAAAAUAUUACAUUCGAUGACGGCAAUAGGUUAACGUCAGAUUUACAAUCUUUAAGAAAGGGUUUGAAAAAGAAAGGUCCCGCCAAGAAUGAUAUCAAAGCUCACUUGAAAGUAGUUGAAGCAAAGAGAAAUAAAAUGGAAUCUAAGGACGAAUUGGACCAAAUCAAAAUUAAAGAGAAGGAAAAAUGGCAGAGAGCUAUGCUGCAGGCUGAAGGCGUUAAAAUCAAAGAUAAUGAAAAACUUCUACGGAAGGCGCUGAAAAGAAAGGAGGCAAAGAAAAGGAAAUCUUCCAUUGAUUGGAAAGAACGUCAAAGGAUAGUCGCCGAUACAAAAUCCGAGAAACAGAAGAGAAGAGAAGAGAACUUACAGAUCAGGAAAGAUAAUAAAGGAGUGAAAAGAUCAAAACAACAGAAGAUGAAACGCAAAUUCAAUGGCUCGAUGGUAGCAAAGAAAAGCAGAGCGGGUUUCGAAGGUCGCUUGAAAACUGGUAAAAAGAAAUAG
Zygotorulaspora mrakii is the source of this 1308-nucleotide messenger RNA. It is a transcript of the gene RRP14, whose product is annotated as ribosome biosynthesis protein RRP14. Lineage: Eukaryota; Fungi; Ascomycota; Saccharomycetes; Saccharomycetales; Saccharomycetaceae. The record is from RefSeq and is a predicted model, not a curated record. Gene Ontology annotation, cellular component: nucleolus. The coding region runs from base 1 to 1308 and encodes 435 amino acids. Gene Ontology annotation, biological process: ribosomal large subunit biogenesis; ribosomal small subunit biogenesis. Gene Ontology annotation, molecular function: RNA binding; DNA binding. The transcript has a single exon.